GCCAUGACAACGAGUCCGCGCCCCGCGCAAGGCUGCCGCUCGGGCGGGACCCUGGCUGGACCGCGGGCCCCGGCCUGGGGGCACAGCUGCUACCGCCGCCGCCACCUCGUCUCCUCCCCGUCCCCGCCCAGCGUCUCCUCACCUCCCUCGGGUCCGCGGCCGGGGUCCCUCCCCGCCGCCCCAACCCUGCGCGGAUGCCGAAGGUGAAGGCGCUGCAGUGCGCCCUGGCGCUGGAGAUCCGCUGUGUAACUUGCCCAGGAGUGGUGCUGAAAGACAAGGAGGACAUCUAUCUUAGCAUCUGUGUGUUUGGCCAAUACAAAAAGACACAAUGUGUCCCAGCCAGUUUUCCACUGGUCUUCAAUGCCAGAAUGGUGUUUGAAAAGGUGUUCCCUGAAGCAGUAGACCCUGGAGAUGUGGUUGCACAGCUUGAAUAUGAUACAGCAUUGUUUGAGUUGAUUCAGCUAGUUCCGCCAGUGGGUGAAACACUGUCUACAUAUGAUGAGAAUACACGAGAUUUCAUGUUCCCGGGUCCAAAUCAGAUUUCUGGACACCAUGACUCAAACCGCCAGGCUACCAUGAGGAAGAUUUCUGGCCUUCACGGAAUUGCUCCAAAGCUGGAAUUUUCUACAACCUCAGUGAUUACCGAAUGUCUGAUAAGUUCAAGGAAGUGCCACACUCAGGAUAAAUUUAUUCACCAUACGGCUCCAGUUGAAAAAUCACAUGGCAGACUGCAAACCAGAACAUCAAGGUCACAAAAGAAAAACUCCAAAUCACCUGAGAGAAAUAAAUAUUGCAUAAAUGCAAAAAACUACGAACAGCCUACAAUUUCUUCAAAAUCACACUCUCCAUCUCCUUACACAAAAAGACGCAUGUGUGAGCUAUCUGAAGACACUAGGCAGCGGCUGGCGCAUUUAAAUCUGGGGCCCUAUGAAUUCAAAAAAGAAACAGAUAAACCUCCAUUUGUGAUUAGACAUGUUGAUCCCCCAAGUCCCAGGGCUGAUGCUUUAUUUGGAUCUUCUGGCAGAGACUGUGAAAGAAAUGGAUGGUCCAGGCUGCACAAUGAUCAUUCUCAUCUUCGCUGCUACCGACCCAAGGAUUAUAAGGUCAUCAGAACACCUCAUGGGAGAGACUUCUAUGACUCUUUGGAAAGAUAUGAUGACUAUUUGAGUUCAAGGUCACGUAGCAAGCCCCAGCAUUCAUCCAGGACCUCACUCGUUCAUUCAGCACCCUCUACAAUGCCGAAGCAUUCUCCAAGCCCUGUGUUAAAUCGUGCUUCUCUCAGGGAAAGAUUCCAUUCUGACUGGUGUUCACCUUCAAACUGCGAUGAGAUCCAUGACCGGGUAAAGAAUGUCUUGAAAUCACAUCAGGCUCAUCAGAGACAUCUAUAUGAUGAGAGAGACCCAGAGAAAGAAGAUGAACUGGAAUUGAAAAGAGGUCUUUUAUAUAGAGACUCUGCCUAUGACAGUGACCCAGAGUAUAGUUCAUUUCAGCAGCCACGUGGCACUCUCCAUUUGGAUGAUGGCGAAUACUGGUCCAACAGGGCAGCCUCUUAUAAAGGAAAAUCCUACCGACCCAUCUUUGAGAGCAGCAUGGACAAGAUGUACAGGAGCUUAUACAAAAAGGCCUGUAGUUCUGUUUCUCAUACACAGGAAGGCUGCUGAGACCAGUGGUGAUAAACUGUAUGAGUGUCCUUGUCAACUUCUCAAUGAAAACGUUUGAUGUGAUCAGUAUCUGUAUUCCUUUUCUUUUAAACAGGUGGUUCUAAUUGAGUACAGUAGUUAGACUUGAAUAAGUUUAUUACUUCAAAUGAUAAAUUAUCAUGGGCAAACCUUCUUUUUCCAAUCACAGUAAAGAAUGCUACAUUCUAAAAGUCAAAGCUCUGCAACACAAUUACAACCUCCAUUCUGAUUCUGAGAAGGCUGUUCUGUCACAUCUCUCUCAUAUCACCAGCUACAAAUCCAAAAACAGAUUCUCUCUAGAAAUGUUCUUCUGCCUUAAUCACCUUGUAAUUUUCUUUUCACCUACUUGACUGGUUAUCUUGUCUAAGAUUUAAUUAUUAUUAUUAACUCUCUUUUCUUGGUCAUGAGCAAAAAGAUACACUGUACGAAGAUGAAUUUCCCAGGAGUUUAAACCCUGUUUUAACUAGUAUUUUCUACCGUUUGCUCCCUCAGAAAAGGCUAUUGAUAUGUCUUAGCUCCUAAGAUACAGCUUUCUUUUUAAAGUUUCUAUAAUCAUUCACUCCCUCUUCUCUAAAAGAACUACCUAAGUUACUUAAAAUGCUUAACAGUUAGUAGAAAUAGGAAUGGCCAUGGGUGAUCCACAAUGUGCAUAACUGAUUUUUAAAGACAGAAUUUUUUGCAUGAUUUUCUUCUAGAGCCAUAUCUUUGGUGCAUCCAGAAUCAGAAGAUAGCCUUUGUUAAUAAGCCUGUAGAGACUCAGAAAGAAUAAGGGACUUAUAUUGUAAUUCCAUCUCUUUAGAGUUUUCAUAGGUAUCAAAUAGCCCAAGAAAGUAGCAUCCUUACUUUAAAGGACACUUGGAACCAUAAAGUGGAGGAAAAUAUUAGAGCGUAACUCUUUGUACCAGAAAGUUGUUAGUUGAGAAAAUUAGCUUCUCCCCCACGCCCCAAACACACCUAUGAGGCCAGUGAGGCUUUGAAGAUAUGAAGAAAUCAGUUACCUUGUAUUCACCAGAGUGAGUGGAAGAAAAGCAGAGAAUAGGACAUGGUAAACUUGGCUUAUAAACUUAAAGAGUUGACUACAAGGUAAUGUUUUCUCAUUGACUCCAUCUUUGGUUAAUUUUAUAGUUAUGAUCUUAAAAGAAAAAACUUGAGUUAAACUCUAUUUAAAUUGGAAUCAGCAUGUAAAAUUGGGUGAUUUAUUUUUGUAAUAGGAGAAAAUACAUAAUACUUGUUAUCCAGUAAUAAGACUUUUUUACUUUGUGUUUGAGUGUUUUAUCUGUGGCAAUCUGCAAGGUAUUGGCAAGCACAUCAGAGAUAGGAGCCAGGUGUCCUAGGCUUUAGAUCUCUGGUCCUUAGUUUCCUCAGUUAUCAAAUGGAGAGAAUGGAGUAGGUCAGCAUUUCCUGAACCAUGUUCUGUAGACCACUGUUCUAGGAGAUGGCUAUAGGAAAUAUAAGUAUUUCAUUGGUCAUGUAAGUUUAGGAAAAAUCUAUGCACUAUAUUCACACCCCUCAAACUUAGAGAGUCGUGCGUAGGAUAACAGGAGUGAAAGGGGGUCUACUGAUGCUGAGAAAACAGUGGUAAACUGGAGCUGUCCGGGCAAACUACAUGUGGUCAUCUUAGUCAUAGUAAACAGUAGCACGUUAGAGGCUCUAAGAAAUCCUGGCAUAAAUAUGUUUUGCUCUAACGUCUAGAAGAAAGUCUGACACAUAGUUGGUGCUCAUUAAAUAUUUAUUGAAUUAACCCAGAAUUUCCUAAACUAAAUUGAGUGUGUAACAAUAUUUGUUGUUAUGGUUAUCUUUCCCCUCCCAUUCUGCUCCCCCAACUCCCCGUACUUCCUCUGAAAUGCCAUCUGCAGGUACAUGUGGACACAGUCAGGGAAAUACUGGACUACACAAUCACUGAGCUACCCUCUGGCUAUAAGUUGUAUGUUGAUGUUUUGUAUAAGCUUUUGAAGGUCAACAUUGAAUGAUGGUUUUUUAAAAAAAUCAUAUGUUCAACGAAACUUAGUAUUUUUUCCCCUUUGGUAGAAACAAAUGAAAAAUUCCUCCCUUUAAAAGUUGCUUCUGGUGAAAAGAACAAAUAUGAACUUUAAAGAAAAUAUUUGCUCUCAUAGAAAAUCUCCUGAGUGAAUAAGUAUCACAAAAAUUACUUAUUGUACCUAUAUUUGCCAUUGUCAUACAAAGGCCACCAAAAAAAUGGGUCUCAAAGGGGAACUUUAGAAAGUGUUAAUUUGAAAGACAUUUUCCUAUGGAUUAAAUUUGACAUCUCUGUGAAGGAUCGGAUGUAAAUUUCCACAUAUGUAGCAUCUUUGCUAAGUGUCUAUUUCCAUUCCCUAGGGGAAAGAGUGGUUUUUGUUGCUAUCCUUAACUAUUACUGUGAAUUCUUAUGUUGUAUUAUCUUUUAAGAGUAAAACCUUUAAGUACUAAUAGUUGCCUUUUCUCAUUGAAAGAAUCAGAAAGGUGCAGUAGUUUUUUCUCUUAAUCUUUUUUUAAUAUCCCCUAAAAUCUAGUAAUAGUUACUAGGCUUAAUAUGAAAGAUAAAUAGGUCUGUCCUUUUCUUUUUAAUGUAACUUUUCCUUUAAGUUAAAAAAAAAAAAAGAACCCGGGAACUUUAGGAAGGAAAAUAUUAAUUCAACUAAGAAAAAAGAUGAAUCAUUGGACUGAGACUGAGUUCUCCCUGGUUUCACUACUAGUUGUAUAACUUUGUUUAAAUCAUUUAUCCUUCUUGGAGCUCAGUUUUCUUACCUGUAAGGUGAGGAAGGGGUUAAUUUAGAAUGACCUUUUAAUGUUCCAACAUUUUUCUAGUUCUAUAAUUGAUCAAUAUAGAAGAUUAGGAAGUUCUAGGCAGCAGAGUUGUGUUGUGAUUUCAAAGAUAAAGCCCUUGAUUAAAAAUCUGGACCAAAUGGAGAAUUCUCAUUAUUGUGUUCAUUUUCUAAUAAUAAGUUUUUUGAGAUAGUUAAUAUACUACAGAAUUCACCCUUUAAAAGUAUACAGUUGAGUGGUUUUUAGUAUAUUCACAGAGUUGUGCAACUGUAACCACUAGCUAUGUAUAAAAUAUUUCAUCACUCCAGAAGGAAAUCCUGUACCCAUUAGCAAUCACUCCUCAUUCCCUUCUCCCCUCAGCUCCUGGCAACCACUAAUCUACUUUCUGUUUCUAUGCUUAUUCUGGACAUUUCAUAUAAGUGGGAUUAUAUAAUAUGUGACUUUUGUGUCUGGCUUCUUUCACGUAGUAUAAGGUUUUCGGAACUCAUCCCUGUUGUAACAUGUAUCAGUACUUCAUUUCUUUUUAUUACUAAAAAAUAAUCCAUUGUAUGGAUAUAUCACAUUUUAUUAAUCCAUUCAGGUGGGCAUUUCAUUGUUCCCACUUUGGGGAUAUUAUGAAAAAUGCUGGUACUAUUAACAUUUGUGAACUUUGUGAAGACAUAUCUUUUUAUUUCUCUUGAGUAUACACUUAGGAGUGGAAUUGUUGGAUCAUAUGGAAACUCUAUGUUUAACAUUUUGAAGAACUGCCAAACUGUUUUCCAAAGUGACUCAACCAUUUUACAAUUAUUAUGUUUAUUUUUAUCUUACCUUAGGAACUUAGGCUAGUUACACAUUCAAGCACUCAUUCACCCAUUUAUCACAUAUUUAUUGAGCACUGUGUUAGAUAUAGAGUAUAAAAUUUUUUAAUGUAUCUUUCCACAAGCAUGCAGAUUCUAUUGAGAGAGACAAAUAACAGUGUAUUUCAACAUUUACAGUGGUUUGGUAACUUCUAUGAUACAAGAAUGCAAGAAUGAGGAUAGGGCAUGGUAGCUUGAUGCAACAGAACCUGCAAAAGUGGGAAAAUGGGAGAGAGCAUGAUUGUUCAGGAAGCUCCAAGUGCUUUAGCUGGAGAUUAUGUGCAAGGUUGCAAACGCUUUGGUGGGACAGUUAAGAGGACCACAAAGUGAACAACAGGCCUGGAGCAGCAUUAGAUGUGGUAACUUUUGAGCUGGACAUUGAAAGAUGGGAAGGACUUUUGUGUAUAGGAAACCAAGAUGGAAUAAACUCAAUAUUGAUCAGCUUUUAUGAGGGUGGAGGUGGGAUUGAGGAAAAUGUCCAGUAAUCAGUUAAAGAUCUAGAACUUGGGAGAACUCAAGAAUACAAAAUGGAUUUUUGAAGUCAGAUCAAAAUAAUGAAUUCAGAUCAAAAUAAACAAAAGCUCUAUGUUGUUCAUGUCCUAAUUUGUAUGUGACCAUAAUAGGUGCCCUGAGAGUAGUGGAACCCAAGUAAUUGUACUUUUUACUUAUUACUGAGGCCAUUGUGGUAGUGAGUUAGUUUGAGGGCCCCCUUUUAGAAAUUAAGAAAGAUAUUCUCCUCCCAAUCCCAGAUUAUCUAACUAGCUAGAAAUUUAUGUACAAAAUGAAGAGGUAAGAGGGAAAAGCAAACUUUCUGUUAUUGAGUUACGAGAGUAUUAUUUAUCUCUGAAUGAUGUACUUUGAGUUUAGUUAUAUGAAAUUCCUUAGACAGCCAGAACUUGUGACUAUUCACCCAUUUAACAAAUAUUAUUGAAGGUCUACUCAGAUUCAGGCAAUCUGCAAGGCACUGACUGACAUCUAGAGAUAAACAUAAACCUGUUUACAUAGUUCCUGACCCUAGUUUGUGGGAGGAGACUGACAUUUACUUAUUAACGGUGAGAGAAGUACUAUAAUAGAUAGAAAUGCUAUAAGGUUUGCAAAUAUUUUCUCCUAUUCCAUUGGUCGUCUUUUCAUUCUGUUGAUUGUUUUCUUUGCUGUGCAGAACCUUUUUAAUUUGAUGUCGUUCCACUUUGUCUAUUUUUGCUUUUGUUACCUUUGCUUUUAGUGUCAUAUCCAAGAAGUCAUUGCCAAGACCAAUGUCAAGAAGAUGUACCCCUAUAUUUUCUAUAGGAGUUUUACAGUUUCAGGUCUUAUGUUUAAAUCUUUAAUCCACGUUGACUUGAUUUUUAUAUAUGGUAUAAGGUAAGGGUCCAAUUUCUUUUUUUAUCUUUUUUUUGCAUGUUGAUACUACAAUUUUCCAAACACCACUUGUUGAAGAGACAAUUUUUCCCCAUUGUAUGUUCUUGGCACCCUUGUCAAAGAUCAGUUGACUGUAUGUUUUACUUUAUUUCUGGGCUCUCUGUUCUGUUCCAUUGCUAUUUGUCUGUCUUUAUGCCAGUACCAUACUGUUUUAAUUACUAUGGGUUUGUAAUUUAGUUUGAAAUCAGGACUGUGAUGCCUCCAGCUUUUUUGUUCUUUCUUAAGAUCACUUUGGUUAUUCUGAGUCUUUUGUGGUUCUGUAUGAUUUUAUGAUUGUUUUUUCUAUUUCUAUAAAAAAUGUCAUUGGAUUUUGAUGGGCAUAACAAUGAAUCUGUAUAUCACUUUGGGUAGUGGACAUUUUAACAAGCCACAUGGUAACCACAAAAAAAAAACCCAAAAACAUAAAGAAGAUACACAAAAUAAAAAAAGAAAGGAAUCAAAGAAUGUCACUGUAAAAAAAUCAACAAAGCACAAAGGAAGACAGCAAGAGAGGAAUAGAGGAACAAAGUAAAUAUAAAACAGAAAACAACAAAAUGGCAAAAGUAAGUCCUUUCCUAUCAAUGAUUACCUUAAACAUAAAUUAAUUAAACUCUCCAGUCAAAAGACAUAGAGUAGCUGAAUGAAUAAUAAAACAAGAUCCAACUAUAUGCUGUCUACAGGAAACUCACUUUAUAUUUAAGAACACACAUAGACUAAAAAUGAAGGAAUGGAAAAACACUAUUCCAUGCAAAUAGUAAACAAGACAGCAUAGGUGCCUAUAUUAAUUUCAGAAAAAAUAGACUUUAAGUGUCAGAAGCAUCACUACAUUUCUGUUGCAGUAUAAGUUUAAAUAAGUUUAGCUUUCUGAGUUUAUGACAUAGUUCAGAAAUAAGGUGAGAGAAAAUCUUUAAUGACUUUGAAUAUAUGUAAUAGAAUUGAGAUUAAGUGUAUCCUAUUAGAGGCUUACUUUUAUCAGUGAAAGUCAUUUUUCACUGGAGUUUUUGUGUGUUUGUUUUUUUAGUAAAAUUAGUGAUAUAAGCAAAUAAAAUGAUGAAGGAUUUAUGUAUAUAUGUUUUCAGAAAGUUCUAUUUCUAGGGCAUUGACAACAACAUUGAACAGUAGAAAAAGCACUUUCUUCACAACUUUUCUGAACCUUAUUUUUUUUACCUGUGAAAAAGGAUAUUAAUAAACACUGCCCCUCCGUUUCUCAUAGAGUAUUAAGAUUAAAUAGGAAAGUAAAUGUGGACAUUUUUCUACAUAUAUUAGGCACUAUCCUAAUUACUUUUUGGAAGUGAUCUGGGAAAAGAAAUUUGCAGUUUGAAAAAUAUUCCAUCUGGCAUAAUAGCAAUACUGUUGUUUGUAGAGUUGAACAGACCUCAUAUUUCUUUCUCUGUUUCCUUGUCACCUCUGUGUUACUUAACGUUUCUGAACUUGUUUUCUCACUUGUAAAAUGGAAGCUAUUUUCAUAGGUUUCUUGUGAUCAUUUAAAGAGUUAAUGCAUGUGGAACAUGUUGUACAAUGCAUGGUGCUCGAUAAAGGGUAACUGUAAUAACUGAAAUUCCAAGUCAAUAUAGAGUGAUAUUCUGAAAGAUCUUGAGGAUCUGAUAGGAGGAAAAAAAUGGAAUAAAUGUAAAAAUUUUUUCAAAAUUAUUUUAAGACACAAGACCAAAUAAUUCAGAUUUUUUUGGUAUGGCUCUUAAAUUUACUAGUUAUUUAGUUUAUGUAGGUUGUAUAGUAUUAUGAGAAGAGUCAUAUACCUGGGUUUGUAUUCUAUACUGUGGUGCUGUCUGGAGAUAUCAGACCUUAAUUUUAUUAUUUAUAAAAUGAGAAUGAUACCUACCUAGGUUGGUUACUAUGAAGAACAUAUUAGGUAAAUGAUGCAAAGUGACUAGCAUUGUACCUGAAAAAUAGUAGAUGCUUAAAAUUGAUUUAAUACCCUUUCCCUUUCAUUAGUUUCAUCAUUUUGUGCAUAAAUCCACGCAGGCAUAGACAGCUACCUUAGCAUCAUUAUUUUUACUAUAAUAUUUAAAAUCCUGUUAACCUUGUAUAUGUUGUGCACUUCGGUAGAGGUUUUACAUAGAUUUUACAAGUGAAACUAAACACAUGACUUUAGUUUUUGAGAAUAUUGUCCACUUCAACUUUCUUUGUGACUUAUCUCACUUGUCAAUGUAUUAUUAUUAUUAUUAUUUUGCAUUACGCGGGCCUCUCACUGUUGUGGCCUCUCCCGUCGCGGAGCACAGGCUCCGGACGCGCAGGCUCAGCGGCCAUGGCUCACGGGCCCAGCCGCUCCGCGGCACGUGGGAUCUUCCCGGACCGGGGCACGAACCCGUGUCCCCUGCAUCAGCAGGCGGACUCUCAACCACUGCGCCACCAGGGAAGCCCCAAGGUAUUAUUUUUAAAACAAAAAUAAAUUUAGUUUGAGGGUAUGUCCUAUUAACCAGUUUUGAUAGUAGGAAGUUUAUUUUGUCCUUCGUUUAUUUUGGAUUUAGCACAGUUAUGUUUUGUAAAUUAACCAUAUCCUUUUGAUUUGGGGGAUGUUAGAGGAAGAAGUUAAAGUAAAUCACCCUAAUUCAAUAGAAGUAACCCUGGAUCAUCUCAGCCAGAUGCACAUCCCUGCACGUCUUAAGAAUUUAUAAUAAUGUGAUUGAGCGAUCACGUUUUUCAGAAAACUAUACUGUUUGACACUAGUCACAGAGAUAUAUGUAUGUGUGUGUGUGUGUGUGUUUGUGUGUGUGUGUGUGUGUGUGUACUUACAUACAUACACACAUGCACACAAAACUUUUUUUAAAUAGACUAAGGUUUACCAGGUAAUUUUUUAGAAGUCUUAAAUUUUAAAAAUGUUAAUUACAAAAAUUUUCUUUAGCAAUCUCAACCUAAGAUAUACAUAAAAUAAAUUUUAAAAUAUAUUUACAUGUUUUUGGAAAUUGCUGGCUAAUGAGUAUUAUAUUUUAGUUAUUGCAUCUUGCCGCAUAUAAAUUAUUCACUGCUCAGAAAAAUAGCCUAGGGGUUAAAUACACAGCCUCUGGAGUCACACUGCUAGAUUCCAAUCACACUUCAACCACUUAAUAACUGUGUGACCUUAGACAAAUUACCUGAUUUAUUUGUUUCUAGUUUUGUCAUCUAUAAAAUGAAGAUACUAUUACCAAUCCCAUGGGGUCAUUAUGAAUAUUAAAUUAGUUAACAAAUAGAAAGUGCUUAAAACAAGGCCUUGAACGUGGCAAGGGCUGUAUAAACAAUAUGAUUUACUACAGUUAUUAUUGUUGUUGUUAUUGUGACAUAGCUCACUGAUUAUCUGUUGGACUCAUCCGAGACAUGUAUGUUUUCUGAAACAGUUAUUAUAGCCCCCUUUUCCCCAUUUAUAAUAAUAUUCUGUUGCUAAAUAAAAAACUAUAUUUGAAAGGAAUCUACCACUCAAGAAGAACGUGUUAAAAAUAUUGCACAUUUUCCUGGAGGAUAGAAAAAAUAUUCUAUCUUGACUCUCCUUUGUGGCCGAGCAGUUGUUCACUUAUGAUACAUUCCUACAGCUAUGCAGCAUAAAGAAUGUGUUUUGGCAUAGAAACUGCAUAAUUUGGAGAGUUUUUUGUUGAUAAUCUUAAACAAAAACAGUCAAACUAAUUUCAGUUCCACUGUAAACCCAGGGGGGUAAUUGUUUUUGCUAAAUGAGAGAAAAGAUACCAGCUUUUGAAUUAGAAAGUAUUUUCAAGUGUUUAUGUUGCGAAAAUGGAAGAAAAAGAACAUUUGACUUCAGUGAAUUUUUAUCCACCAAACAUUUAGAAAAACUAUUUCCACUAAACUUUUAUGAUAAAUAAUAACUUGUAUUUCUCCAUACAUGUUUGUGAAUUAGGUAGGGCAGGGGUUAUAGUGCUACACUUUUACAAAUGGGAAAACUCCAAUUUGGGUUAAAUGUCUCUUGCAGGUCACACAGUAGGGGGUAUAAGUGGCUGAAUGAGGACUUAAACCCGUAUAUUAGUAUUUUCUCAUAAAUAUUCUAUUGAACUUUUUCCUACUAUUGCUUGAUUUUUCUUAAGUAUUGGAUUUCAUAUUGGAUUUUAAGAGACGAUACUUGAUUCUCAGUGAUAGAUCACUUCUAUAUAUGGAGGAGGCUUAUUUUCCAUUAUUCAGGCUUUUUGAUAUGUUUGUAAAUAGCUCCAACCAUUUGUUUUUCCUUCUCCCGGCUCUGUCCCUACUUGUUGGCCAAUUCACCCACUUAUGAACAUACCUCCAGUCCAUUGAACAGUGAGGGAAAUUAAACUAGCCAGCUUAUAACUAGUUAGCAGCUCUACUAGGAAGGUUUAGUAAUAAAGAGUUCCAUGGGAUUUAAAGAAUUCAGCGAUCUAGUUACCACAAAUAAUUGGAAAUUGUCAUAAUUUGGAAGUAACUUUUCCUCAGGCAUAGGAUGCAGAUGCAGAGUACCUGAGACGUACGUAACAUUCAUCUCAUUAGUGGAACGUGCAUGACUAUGUACCAUCCCGAUCUAAAGCUGGUAAAGAUUUUGGUUGUGUUCCAGUUCAGUAUUUCCAAAUCCUGACUGAUGAGAAUCACUUAGGAAGCAGUUAAAAAUAGUUUCCUCAUCUCAGCCUCUGGAGAUCCUGAUGCAGUAAAUUUAACCUUUUUAAAGAGUCUUUAAGAGUUUUUGAGCCUCUCUAGGUGAUUGUGAUGUUUGCCCAGUUUGGUGAACCAUGAGUCUGUCACCUCUUCAUGGCUUCCUCUCUCUUAAGGAGAAAGAAGGCCUUUUUUCAGCUGGUUUAAAUUUCUCCUUCUUAAAAUGUUAUCAUUUUGUUAACCUCUUCAUCAUCUGAAUGUUUUUGUAUUGUAGGCACAAAAUACCUUGAGCUCCAAGAAGGUUUAUGGCUGUCUCUUGAUUUCCAUGUGAAUUACAUACCUCUGGGGGUAUCGGUGGCUAACCUUUAAAUACCAGGUUUUUUUCUCCCUUCAUCUAAACUCGUAUCAAGUUUAUACAUUUAUACAUUAUCAAGCUCAUACAUUUAUUUAUGCAUUCAUUAAGCAAACAUCAAGUACCUAUUAUGAACUAAAUAUUGUGAGUGGCAUUGGGCAAAUAUAAAAUAAAUAUGUCCUGACCUCUCACAGACACAUUAUAAUACAGUCUGUUAUAAAAUGUUUAUUGCGGAUAUAUAUAUAUAAACAAAUACAUAUAUUAUAAAUAUAUAAUACAAGUAAAUAUAUGAAGGAGAUGUUUGGGUGGGUUCUUUAGGAGCAUGGAAGAGGGAAGCAACCACGUCCUUAAUGUGUGAAGGAAGGCAUCACAAAGGAAUCAGUCUCUCAUCUUGAUCUUAAUGGAUGAUUUUAUCAGAAGAGGAGGGGCAGGGCAUCGGAGCUGGCGUGGGCAUGAAAGAAGCACAGCAUCUUCAGGGAACUGCAAGGAGUUCACUGGUUAGAGUACAAGGGUGCAGGGUGAAAUGGGGGCCCAAGAUAAGGGGGGAUGUAUGUUGGAAUUACAUCAAGGCACUUCUUCAUAUGCCAAACUAUAGAAUUUGAAUUCUGUCCUCAAACCAAAAAAAAAAUAUUUAGGGGCUCAAGUAAUGCCAUUUCGUCCUCAUAAUAUCAUUAGCAGAUAUAUUUGACACCCCAAAGGUCAUAUUAAGACCAAAGGUAAGAGUUUUGUAGCCUGUGUUUCUCCAGCCAUUUUCCAUCUUUCGACAUAUUUAUUGAGCUCCAAGAAGGAGCUCCAUGUGCAAGUGCAUGUCAAACACUUUGGAUAACAUAAAAAAUACUUCUUAAAUGUUCUCACGGAAUCUUCAGUCUAAUUUAGCAGAUGACAUAAAUACUUGAAAAGACCACAGUAAAGAGAUAGGAAUCUAUAAUUACUGAAGAGUCAGUGAGUAAUAAGGGCUCAAAAGAUGGAGAGAACUAGUCAUUUGUCUGAAAAGGCUUCAUGAAUACGGAGGAAGGAUAUGAGUUCAGUCUGCAGCAUGGGUUGGGUUAGAAUAGCUAGGAAAAGAGAAAAGUAAGUGGAAAAAAUUUGAGCAGUGGCAUAAAGGUGUGGAAAUAAGGGUUCACGAAGUGUGUUUGAGGACAGCAAGUUGAUCACUUGCCUGGAUAGAGUUUCACGUAGGGAAGGAGCAUUGACGAUAAGUAAAUACAGCUUCAAAAUGAAAUGAAACCUUUAGAAAACCUCGUAAGAAAGGCUAUUCCUGAAUUUGCUUUUGAUCCAACUUAAAGAUAUCAAAUAAAACUCAAACCGCAGCUGAACUUUAAAAAAUAAAUAUUUUGUAAUAGAAGAGUAUUUCCUGGCAUUAAGAUACUUUCAAACACUAAAAUCAUUGCCAGAGAUUUUCCAGCUUAAACUCAGUUGUUUAAAUGCAUUGGAAAGAGCUUUAGAUAGCUUUCUAUGUUUGGUUUAGACUUUUUUUUUUAAUGCCUAUAGGUCAUUUUUUUUAAUUAUUUAUUUAUGGCUGUGUUGGGUCUUCGUUUCUGUGUGAGGGCUUUCUCUAGUUGUGGCAAGUGGGGGCCACUCUUCAUCGCGGUGCGCGGGCCUCUCACUAUCGCGGCCUCUCUUGUUGCGGAGCACAGGCUCCAGACGUGCAG
Globicephala melas (long-finned pilot whale) is the source of this 13219-nucleotide messenger RNA. RefSeq names its product spermatogenesis associated 6 (gene SPATA6). Gene Ontology annotation, biological process: motile cilium assembly; spermatogenesis. The record is from RefSeq and is a predicted model, not a curated record. Gene Ontology annotation, molecular function: myosin light chain binding. NCBI's taxonomy places the organism in Eukaryota, Metazoa, Chordata, Mammalia, Artiodactyla, Delphinidae.